AACGAGGAAAUUUACAUGACGGGAGCCAAAUUCAAACUAUUUUGCGUACAAGCUACUGGAAAAUUAAAUGCAUUGGAUACGGCUUAUAAUUUGGAUAUAAAGCAAAUGAAAAUGUGAUUGAUUAAACUACUUUUCCCUAUUUGUGCUAGUGGAAAGGGUGCACCCACUAGGACACUACCUUAGUGAGAGCAUAUCAUAAACAAAACUCUAGUAUUUUUUAAAAUAAAAUAUUAAUAUUUUAUAUAAUGUAAUCAUGUAAUUAUUUUAAAUUAUGAACAUACCAAAGUACCAAACCAGUAAGAUGACAAGUGUGCACAAAGUUCCUGAAGAAUUUUGUAAAAAUUUCUUCUUCAUGAAUUGGUUUUUCAUGUUUUUUUCUUAUAUUUUAUAAUAGUUAAAAAAAGAUAUGAGAUACCAUGAAUGCUUAACAACAUUAUAGAGAAUAAUUAUAGUGAUGGGCUGACAGAAAUAUAUAUUUAUUUAAAAACAAUAAAAAAUACUAAAUGUCCAAUCGAAUAGACCGACAUCAUAUGACUUAUAUUAUUUGAAUAAUUGAAGUAAGAUAUUUUUGUUAUGUUAAUAAUAUGUGUGGAUGCAGUUGCAGCCAAAAAUGACAAAGAUAUUUGGUUUAUAUGCUGAAGAGAAAAUUUAGUGAUGCUUUUAUUAACCAAAGGCACUUUAUCACUUUACUACGGCUUCAAGCGAUCGCGUAGAGAGUAAUACGCUUUCUCACUUUCGCCAGUAUUCAAUUAUACAACAAAAAGAUUAUACAUUUGGACCAACGUUGAGUUGGCCUAGUGGUAAAGGGAUUGCGGCUGUAACUUCCGCCACUUGGGUUCAACUCACGGUGGGAGGGACUAUUUACAAUGCUUGGGUUCCCGGCAAAGAGGUGAAAACACUUUUUUUUACACCAAAAGAUUAUACAUUUGGUUUCGUUUAUACGGGUUAUAUCGCACGUGUAGAUUCAGUAGGAACAUGUUGGACACAAACUGAAGUGUGUUUAUCUGCAAAAAAAAUUGACCUCAUUACGUUUAAAUCUUUAUUUACCAAAACGACUCUCUACAUCUUCUCUUGGUUGUUCUCAACCUCACCCACCGCCACAUAUUGCUUCCCGUAACCAUUAUUCCAUUGAGGCUAAGCCCUUCACUUUCCUGCACAAUCUCAAAUUGUACCAUAUGAUUCAGCUCUUAAUUCAUCGCAUAUAUUCAAGAUUAGGCUGCUUAAGUUUAGUACCAUUGAACAACACUCAUGGAUCUUUAUUUAUACUCCUCCUGUUCAGUAACAGCAAAGCCUCUCUAUGAAUUAGCAACUUCACUUCCUUGCCAACAAAGCAACCAUCAGCCACGUCAGCUCUAAUAUUCGGUAUCUAUCAGUGAGAUUAACAUCUUGUCAUCUGGCCAUCUCAGGAAACUACAGAAACAAAAGGUCUUCAAUCGAACAAUCACUUAAAUUGAGCCAGUUAUUAGGAGAAAGGUGUUCAAAUGGAUUGUCUGGAGCAGGUUCAUCAAGAGAAUGCUUUCUGUUUGUAUACUAAAAGGAAAACACUUAUCCGUGCUAGAUAAUGCAGGGAAGAACAUAAACUACUGGUAGUGGACCGACUAAAGUACAGUGCAUGGCGAUGGGAGGACAAAACUGAUAGGAUUGUCAAAGAUACGUAUAGAGGAAACCAACCACCAGGUUUUCUAACGAUACUAGCCGCAUUAUUAUUCUCUUAAACCAUGUAUCCAUGUUGGAGCCUCGAAAACUAUAAGUACAUGUAAUCAAGAUCGCACUUCUGCUCGGUUUCCUUUCCUUCUCUUCACCAUCAGAACUGCUCUUAUUUAAAAGGUUUAUCCCUCUCGCUCUUUCCUUUUCUUCUAACGCUUCUUUUCGUCUCUUUGAUGAUUUUCUCCUUGACAGACAGUAACAAGUUUGCUGCAUUUCUAUGCCUCAAUUUUUUCUCAUCUCUUAGCUUUCUCCGUUCUUCCACUAGUCUUCCAACUUCUUCUCUUUGUUUUCUCUCUUCCUCUCCUCUGCAAGCUCCUUCUCUAGCCUAGCUUGUCUUUUCUACGUUCUUUUUCUACCCUGUCUCAUGAUAUUUUGUAAAUAGAGUAGAUUUUGCUACUGAAUCACUCAACUAAAUGACAUGAUAUUUAUUUUGUUUUGGUAUAUAGCAUUUUAUUAUUUGGAGUUGCUUGAACUCAUUAUUAAUCAAGCAAUCUGUAGCUAGAGAGUUGCAUGAUUAACCACAUAGUCUGUUUUUCUAUAUGCUGAUGGAGUCUUGCAUGAUUAAUCAAGUAGGGUUUUUUUUCUAGGAAAUGUACAACAACUGAAACAAUAUUUCACAAACACAAUACCCAGAAGAGAACAUAUCAAUAUGUUCAAGUACAAUUAUAAACAUUAAUUAGAAUGACUGAAACAACCAGAAGAAGAUGAAAAAUAGUGAAAGCAAAAGAAAGGACCCGAGGCCAAAGCUGUCUGAGUCAGUGGAAGUCGCAGAGGUAGGUGAUGGUAUAAUGAGAAGGGAAGGGAUCCAUGGAGAGAUCCAAGAAGAAGAGAAGACAUGGAGAAGCAGAAGGAGAAGUAAGAGAAGGAUUCCUACAAUGAAUGUUCCGGUUUGUAAGAUUGGUAAUAUGUAAUCCUCUAAUAGCAAGAUAAGGUAUGAGCCGCAGAGGAGCCAUCCAAAGACUACGACGAGCACAAGUGGAACUACUGGCGACGGCCCUUUGCUCUCCAUGUUCUUUCUAUCGACCUUUAGCCCUUGGCUUAAGAAUCUCUACUAGUAUUUCUUUACUUUUAUAUUCGUACGUGAGAAAUUUUUUAAUAUAGAUGAUUUGUUUGGAUGCAUGAGGUUAGAUAACCUAAUUACCGCAAAUUUCUUUUUAAUAUUCCAUUAUGUUUUAUUCUUAUGUAUGAUCAACUCUUAUUACAUUCUAUAUAUUAUUAAGUAAUCCUCUUCUUUUAUGAGUAUUCCUAUCUAGUGUGUUUUUAUUUGGGGACAAACCAAUCUUGUUUAACUUCACUAUAGAUUGCAAAUUUGCAAUUCAAUAUUCACAGUUUACAACAACUUUUAAAUGCUUUUUUCUACAUUGUUUGUAAAAGUUGAUUAAAUGAUAACAAAAUAACUUAAAACUCAUUCAUAUGUUUUGCCAAAUUGCUAAUCACAUUAUCUAAUAACCAUUUCCUUAUUGCUACUUUUACAUUUGCCUUUCUAGAAUUGUUCAACUGCCGCUACGUUUGAUACGAGAAGAUAAACAACCAUCUUUGUCUACGACUAGGAGUUGGACAUUUCUUAUAAUUCUUCUGAUUAUUUGAUUAUGAAAUUUUUUUUUAAGUUAAUCGAAUUUUAUUUCGGACUCGAAAAAAAAAAACAAGAAUCAAAUUUGUUUAUCAUACUCAAAAGAGAAGACGUUCACAUUUUGGUAAACUCUAUUUAUCAAAUAUACACGGUUCACACAAGGACCCAGAUUUUUGAUACUUUCUACCAUUGCUAAGAAGAAUAAAUGCAUUUCGAAGGCAUCAACAAAGUAGACUAUUGACGUUGAGGCUUGAAGUUAACCAAAAAAA
Messenger RNA from Brassica rapa (field mustard), 3546 nucleotides. RefSeq lists its product as uncharacterized. The record is from RefSeq and is a predicted model, not a curated record. Lineage: Eukaryota; Viridiplantae; Streptophyta; Magnoliopsida; Brassicales; Brassicaceae.